AUGGAGCCGCCCGCGCCUGCGUCCGCGGUGGAACUUCCAGCGCAGGGGCGUGACUUGCUGCUUGGAGCGCUCGCGAGCGGCACUGAAGAAGCCAGCGCGCUGACCAGCAACAGCAACGGUCACACUGCCAGCAACAACAAUAUGGAUGACCUACUCAUGGACUCGUCGACCACCUCGACGCCCGCCGCCAUGACGCACGAGGUUCACUGGGAGGGAUACGUACGCAAAAAAGGGGACUGGCUGCCGCGCUGGGAGGAACGGUAUCUCAUCCUGGACGGGGCCACACUCACAUACUACAAUUCCAAGGAGGAGGCUCGCAGUGCGCGCAACCUGCGCGGCCGCAUGAUCAUCAAUAAGGUUCGGCCUGAGAACUACGGCAAGGCGCAUGGCUUCCUCAUUGAGACGCAGGGCCACAAGCAUUUCCACCUGUGCUGUACCACAGAGUUAGAGAAAGACAUGUGGGUCGAGAUGAUGCAGGCGGCUAUUGAGGAAGGAGUUCGCCAUGCACACAGUCGACUUUCGAUGGAAGGGAUGGAGGCACUACAGUUGCAGACGUCCCCCACACAGGUGGAUCUACGUGGCUUCUAUUUCGCCUUCCGCCAGCUUCUCAUCUCGCAUUCGUCAUCGCCGCAGUUUUUCCCCAAACUCUCGCGUGACGUCGUACUCACAUCCAAUUAUGCGCCUACUGUGCCUUUUUGGGGCGAAUAUCACGGUCUUGACGGUGUAUUGCACUUCUUCUCUAUCCUGUACGAGACUGUGGAGAUCACAGCCUUUUUCGUGACAGAUAUCGCUCAAGCCAAGGAAGGAUGCACCGCCGUGGUAGCCGGACGAGAGACCAUGAAGAAUAGAGAUAAUGGACGUAAAUUUACGCAGCAAUGGCAGCACACAAUCGAGUUUGCACCGGACGGACGCGUCAAGAGUCUCACCAUCUCAGCAGACCCCAUUGCUGCCUCAGCAGUGUUUGGAUGCAGUGCGACGUCGAGUCUGUCGCUGCCCAUGGCGGCAGUCGUGGGUAACGCAGUCCAUGACAAUCCAGCAGGGAGACUCCACGUCAUCGUGUUUCGUGGGGAACAAAUUUCAGACCAGGGAUUCGUUGACGACGACGAGCAGACAGACGGAUCUGAAGCUGACAAUGAUAAACGACCGUCGAACCGCCGUGUGUUCCUGGGACUGCGCUUGGUAACUGACGGUAAGACUAACGUGUAUGCUCCAACGUCGUCAGCCAACUGCGUCACUCGAACACGCACAUGCGACCCGGACGAAGCUCGGAAUCCCAAAUGGAACUCCAAGCACGAGAUCCCAUUUGCAGGAUCAUCACGUGGUAAGCCUUGCUUUAUCCUGAUCGAAGCGUGGGAAGUUGUGGACAGCGAUGGCACAGGGAAGGCCUCGGAACGUGUGGUUGGGGUCGCCAAGGUCAAUCUGGCGCCGUUCCUGGCACUGGCCAGUACGUCGCGAACAGUUCGGGAGAGUGUAAUUCACUCGGAUAUCGCCCGUGGUGCCGUGCCGCAGUGGUACACUCUACUGUCCGCAAACGAGACAAAGUUUACGUGUGGACGAGUACAACUCAGUAUCAGCUUCGAAGCCUCGAUGGCUUCGUUCGCUGCGAUGUCUCGUGCGACUGCAUCGCGAUCUGGCAUCGACGAAAACUCUCCCAGUUUGGACCUGAAUGCCCCAACGCCGUUGGUGCGUCCAUUAGGGGCUGUGGUCCAAUCAAUGAGUCAUCGUGUUGCGUUGGCUCGUGGUUGCUCUUUCCGCGAUACGAAACGUGACAACCACCAAUUUCGAGUAGGCAACACCAACUUUGAUGUUCCGAAGCGGUACCAGAUGAUCAAGGCGGUGGGUCAAGGCGCGUAUGGCUGUGUGAUCGCUGCUAGCGACACGGAGACAGGUCAAGCUCUCGCCAUUAAAAACAUCCCAAACGCUUUUAACGAUCUCAUCGAUGCCAAGCGAAUUCUUCGAGAAAUCCGUCUCAUGCGUCACCUGAACCAUCCGAACCUGGUGAAUCUGCUUGAUCUGCUUCGUCCUUCAACUCUACAAGAGUUUAACGAUGUGUACAUUGUGACGGAUCUCAUGGAGACGGAUCUGCACCGUGUUAUUCACUCGAACCAGUCGAUUAGUGAUGACCACGUGCAGUAUUUCUUGUAUCAAAUGCUGGUGGCUAUUAACUACGUCCACUCCGCUGAAGUUCUGCACCGUGACUUGAAGCCGUCCAACAUUCUAGUUAAUUCAGAUUGCGAUUUGAAGCUGUGUGACUUCGGUCUUGCUCGAGGGAUCCAGGGAAUGGACUCGGGUCUUACCGAGUACGUCGUGACGCGGUGGUAUCGCGCUCCAGAAUUGCUACUUUCGUCCAAGUACGACAAGCAGAUGGAUGUGUGGGCUAUUGGAUGCAUUUUGGCAGAGAUGCUGGGACGGCGGCCUCUAUUUCCUGGUCACGAUUAUCUGCAUCAGCUAAAGAUUAUUAUGGACGUGGUGGGAUCUCCGCUAGAAGACUCGCUGGACUUCAUUACCAACCCCAAAGCAAAACGGUUUAUCUUGCGCCAGCCUAAGAAGCCGAAGGUACCGCUCUCAUCGGUGUAUCCGCGUGCCAACCCACAGUGCCUCGAUUUGCUGGAGAAGAUGCUUGUGUUCGACCCGCGUAAGCGUAUCACGAUCCAAGAAGCUCUCGCUCACCCGUACUUGAGCCUGGUGCGUGAUCGGACAGUGGAGAGGACAUGCCCGACGCCCUUCGACUUCGCAUUUGAAAAUACAGACCUGACGAAGCAGAAGCUGCAGGAGCUGAUCUUUGAGGAUGUAUGCGCCUUCCACCCGGAUGCUCGCAUCCCCGACCCGGAUGUUUCAGCCUCUGCUGCUGUGAGCAGUGCCCCAAGUCGAGCACUUGGUCUUUCUAGAACUGAUUCGCCUUCAACUUCGUCUACAGGAAGAACUAGUUUUUUAGCAUCAGCCCCGGCUUCUGCACCACCUACUGUUGCUUUAUCAAAGGCCGUGCCUGCCCCAGUUUCUCUCGUUGCCCCAGCCAAUCUAUCAGGGCAACAGGCCUCGAUCGAUAGCGCUAGGCGACCCCGACCAUCUCCAGUUCGAUUACUGCCUCCGAAUGCGACUACUGUUCAUGAAUCCAGGGCUUCAGAAACGCCUCUAGAUGAGGUGGUAUCUUCCUCGACCUCGGAGCGAUCAUCAAACCCAUCGGCUGUGUCAGCAUCGUUGCCAAAUUCCUUCCCACCGAUGCCAACGGCAUCGAAACAAGUUCCAGUAUCGACGUUUGAGCACGAACGAAGUACUCAAGCAGACGUUGCUAUCGAGAUCAUGCAGACGCCAGCACACACCACCAAGGUAGCGGCAGAAGAAGCGGCGGUCGAGGUGUCUCUCGACGGCAUCGGAAGCAGUCCCAUUCACAAUGUAUCAGUAGCAGAAGCUGCAGUCAACGAGAGUGGCGCCACCGACCAAGAUGCGCCCAACAGCACAAGCGUAAGUAGCAGCGGCAGCGAUGGCGAGGGUGAGAAUGAGAAUGAGCUCGCAGAUGCACGCGAGUUGGAGGGAGAAAUUGACCUGUCGAAGAAGGAAGUGCUACAGCAGCCCAAAUCUCUCCUCACGCCAUCGUCGGUGGUGUGA
Molecule: messenger RNA, 3606 nt
Organism: Phytophthora infestans T30-4
Lineage: Eukaryota; Oomycota; Peronosporomycetes; Peronosporales; Peronosporaceae
Product: mitogen-activated protein kinase, putative
Exons: 1
Coding region: 1-3606 (1201 amino acids)
Biological process (GO): protein phosphorylation; intracellular signal transduction
Cellular component (GO): nucleus; cytoplasm
Molecular function (GO): MAP kinase activity; ATP binding
Source: RefSeq, a predicted model, not a curated record